Messenger RNA from Lolium perenne, 1421 nucleotides. RefSeq lists its product as uncharacterized. The record is from RefSeq and is a predicted model, not a curated record. Lineage: Eukaryota; Viridiplantae; Streptophyta; Magnoliopsida; Poales; Poaceae.
AUCGGCCACAACUCUUGAUCCAGCCGUCGACAUCGUGAGGUAAUUCCAUCUCCAUUUGCGCCGCGCACCUCGCUUCGCCGCCGCCACGCACCUCCUCCAUCCGCCGUACGGCGCGGCGCAGCUGGCUUUGCUCCGCCACCUCGCUCCCGGUCUCUUCGCUUCCUCGCUGCCUGUCAUCACCACCUCUUCUCUCUCGUUUCCCUCUUCCAACAAGUGAACCAUCAACCUCACACGGAAGAGAAAUAGAGAUGGUGCUGCGACGGGCGGCCGUAGAAUCCCCGAAGAAGGUGGCGGCUCUGGUCGACCUGGUGAAUCUGCCGACGGCGCUGCGUGAGUUCGCAGGGGGCCGGUCCCAGAUGUCCCACCUCUCCUUCUUCCUCGGCGUCUGGUCACACAUCAAGAACAACAACCUCCAGGGCCCAACAAAUAGGAAUAUUGUAAACUGUGGCAAGAAGCUGAAAACUGUAAACUGUUUCAUUGACUGGACAUCUAACAUAAAGAACCAGGCAUUGUUCUUUUUCCACAUAGCUGGAUGUGGUGAUACAAUUGACAUUCUUGAAGGAGAUCUUCUGUCAUGCUGUAGUAUGUGUUGAAUCACAGUUAGGUAACUACUAUGUUGAAUUUUGGUGAAUGAUAGUGAGAAAUUGCAUGAAGUCGUUAGCUCUGUUCUUACAGUUCUUAAGAAAAAGUAUUUUUAAAAUAAUAUAUUUGUUUGUGUAAUUAGGUUCCCCUAACAUGUCUUGUAGUAUUGAUAAAAGUUGGUUACUACAAUCUGUUCACACGAAAUUAUCCUGACUUGCAGGAUACCGACAAAUGGGAACAUUUUAAAUUGUGACAAGAAGCUGAAAACUGAAAACUGUUUUGUUGAUUGGGACAUCUAACAUAAAGAACCAGACAUCGUAUCUUUUUUCCACAUAGUUAGACAUUGUGGAUGUGCUGAUGCAGUUGGGUGGCACCAUACUAUCAUCACUUUGAUUUAAUGUAGUGCAGAAAGUAGUUGUGGCUCCAUCUUCCUUUUGAAUACUGAAAUGAUCUUGAGUAGGACUCUUGACAUUUUGUCUGUAUGUCUAAAUGUGCCACCGCUGAACAUUCUUGAAGGAGAUCUUCUGUCGUGCUGUAGUAUGUGUUUAAUCACAAUUAGGUAACUAAUAGGUUGAAUCUUGGUUAAUGAUAGUGAGAAAUUGCAUGGAGUGGUUUGCUAUGUUCUUACAAUUCUUCAUAAAGAGUAAAAUAAAAGUUGUUUAAAAUAUACUGUUUUACGUUCCUCUCACAUGUCUCAUAGUACUGAUAGAUGUUGUUCGUACAAUUACUGCAAUUUGUUCACACGAAAUUAUCCUGAUUUGCAGGACCCGACAAAUAGGAAUAUUGUAAACUGUGACGAGAAGCUGAAAACUGUACUAUUGGGCAGGUCCAAGGUGGAG